Messenger RNA from Monoraphidium neglectum, 1743 nucleotides. RefSeq names its product 1,2-diacylglycerol 3-beta-galactosyltransferase. Gene Ontology annotation, biological process: glycolipid biosynthetic process. The transcript is spliced from 12 exons. Bases 1 to 1743 code for a protein of 580 amino acids. Lineage: Eukaryota; Viridiplantae; Chlorophyta; Chlorophyceae; Sphaeropleales; Selenastraceae. The record is from RefSeq and is a predicted model, not a curated record. Gene Ontology annotation, molecular function: hexosyltransferase activity.
AUGCAGGCAAAGCAGCACAAGUCGCCAGAGUACCUGAAGCUGCACCCUUUUGGCCAAGUGCCGGUGCUGGACGACGACGGUUUCACCGUUUUUGAGUCGGGCGCCAUCCUGCUGUAUCUGGCGGCAAAGUACGCAAAGCUCGACACCGCAGCAACUGGCAAGGCGGCGCAGUGGACGGUGUUUGCCAACUCCACAUUGACUGACGUCUUCUUUGGCAUAGAGAAGAACAAGAGAGACUCGGUCAUGAACGCCCUGGAUGGCAUCCUGGCCAAGCAGCCUUACCUCGAGGGUGACGAGUUUACGCUGGGUGACGUGGCGGUCGGCUCCUACCUGCUGUACCUCACCGUCUUCUUCCCGGACAUGUUCCCCAUCAAGCAGCAGAAUGUGUGGGCCUACAUGCAGUGGUGCGGCCCUGCCAAGGCGGACCUGCUGCGGCUGUUCCCCUUCCCGGGGCGCAGGCGGAAGGGCCCCCCCAAGGGCGGCCAGAAGACGGUGCUGAUCAUGAUGAGCAACACGGGUGGCGGCCACAAGGCCAGCGCGGAGGCGCUGCAGCAGGCAUUCCGGGAGGAAUACGGGGACCAGUACAAGAUCAUCAUUGUGGACAUGUGGAAGGAGCACACCCCCGCCCCCUUCAACACCCUAUGCGACUCCUACUCCUUCCUCGUCCGCCACUCCAUCCUGUGGCGCCUCACCUACAACAUGAUGCAGCCGCGCCCGCUGCACCGCUCGUACUUCGCCGCCGUCAACGCCGCCGUGUCGCGCCAGCUCAGCGCCGCCUUUGACGCGUACGACCCUGACCUCGUCGUCUCGGUGCACCCGCUCAUGCAGCACAUCCCGGUCCGCGUGCUCGCGUCCCGCGCGCGCGCGCGCGGCGAGGCGCCGCCGCCGUUUGCGACGGUCGUGACGGACUUCACGACCUGCCACAACACGUGGUUCUACCCGGCCGUCACGCGCUGCUUCGUGCCGACAGCGUUCUGCAGGAGCCUGGCGCUGGAGAACGGCGUGCCCGCGGACAAGAUCACGGUGCACGGCCUGCCCAUCCGGCCGAUCUUCAGCAAGCGGCUGCCCGCCAAGGCGACGCUGCGGCGCAAGUUGGGCCUGGUGAAUGACGCCCCGGCCAUCCUGCUGGUGGGGGGCGGCGAGGGCAUGGGCAAGCUGGAGGCCACCGUUCGGGAGCUGGACGCACGGCUGCAGGGGAGCGCGCAGGUGGCGGUGAUCUGCGGCCGCAACAAAAAGCUGCUCAACACCCUGCGGUCCACGGUCUGGCCGGGCGGCAGCCACGUGGUGGCGGUGGGCUUUGUGGACAACGUGCACGAGUGGAUGGCGGCGGUGGACACCAUCAUCACGAAGGCGGGGCCGGGCACGAUCGCGGAGGCGCUCAUCAGCGGGCUGCCCAUCCUGCUCAACGGCAACGUGCCCUGCCAGGAGGAGGGCAACAUCCCCUACGUGGUGGAGAACGGCGUUGGCGCCUUUGAGACCGACCCCGUCCGCAUCGCCGACAUCAUGGCCACCUGGCUCGGACCCUCCCCCGAGGCCCGCGCCGAGUUCGCUGCCAUGGCAAAGCGCUCCAAGGCGCUGGGGCGGCCACGUGCGGUGUACAACAUCGCGCGCGACCUGGCAGGCCUGGUGGAGUCCGCCAAGGAGCUCGCCGUGGAGGUGGCAGCAGCCGCGGCCGCGCCCGCGCGGCGCGCGUGCUGCAGCGGGGGCGCGGCAAAGCAGCAGCCACUGGUCGCGCCAGCGUGA